UAUAUUUAGAGUGUUAUGUUAAGUUUAUGAACAAAGACAGAACUUGUUUGAUCAUACAAAGUUACAUAUCAAAACAUUGAAUUUCAUUAUUAACAAGAGAAUUUUACGGUUUAUCAAGAAACCAUGGCGUUUCAACUGAUAGACGUGACAGUUCUCAUGGCAAUAUUGGUAACCCUUCAAGGUGUCUGCUACAGUAAAACUUCAGUGACAUAUUCUUUUCCAAAUGAUGCAUGUGAUGCACCGACGUAUGUUGUUGAUAAAGACACCAAAGCUUUCAUGAAGUUUGAAGGGGAUUUAAGCCACCACGAUUGUAGACAAAUGUCGUUCACAACUCCCAAAUCAGUUUUUUACAGAUAUCGCAUGUCCGUAAGACAACUGCAUUUAGACAGUCCUAAAUGUCAAAGUAUGCUUCAGUACAACAUAUUUGUCACCCAUUACAGUUAUGAUAUAAACAACUUUGAAUUUAAUGGCGAGAUUAAAGGUAAAGGUUGCGAUAGGGAUUCGUACCCUUACCUCUUUCUUUCGAAUUGGAUAUACUAUGUCGAUUAUGUUUCCUUCGAAGUAGAGAAAAAUGAUAAACAAAAUGAUGGAUACAACAAACAGAUCGAAAGACCACAUGUGGACUUUAUACCUGACAAACUAAAUGAUACUUUUACGUUUGCAAUUGAAACAAGAGUGGAAUACCAUUACGAUGUUAUUGCUGGUGUAUCAGGUGGAGUUGCUGGAUUUUUAGUCAUAUGUGGAUUGAUUAUUUAUUGGUGCAUAUGUUGUCGUCAGAGAAAACGACGAAGAGGUAGAUACUGUUGCGCAUGUCUAACACACAAACCAGGAAACAUUAAUGCAGGAGGUCUUUCGACAGAGUGUUCCGUAAAUGAACUAUUGUUAUGUUCCUGUAUCUUGUGUAGACCUAAAUUCCAGAAAGAAAGUGUACAGGGAUCAGAUUCACUUGACAAGGUUUCUAUUGAACCUGCUGACAGCAAAACUGAUAUGUAUAAGGAAGCGGAAUCUGUAAAUGGUCUUACAGAAGAAAACACAGCUCCACUUAUUCAGUGUGAAUAAGAUGGCGAUAGACAUAUCUUGUCCGAUUGCAAAUAUCAUUGAAACUGUUAUACCUGAAUAACAGCAAAUAAACAAUGUGUAUUUUUAUUUGUCUUGUUUGAUCAGCAUAAUUGUCAUUACAUUUUUAAGAUACAUUUUAUUCGCAAGAGCUUCAAAGUGCAUAUCACAGGAAUUGAUAUCUUAUUAUGGUUGAAUAUUUACUUUUCUUAUUAUUUCAACAACGGGAAGAAAUGUAAAUGAUGAAAUCAUUUCAUAAAAUUUCGCUGUUAAUAAAGUCAUUUAUUAAACAAUAUAUCUGAAUUUAAAAACUAUUUUCCCAUAACUUAACCCAAUACAAUAGUACCAGGUUAAUUAAAAACAACAAUAACCAGUGGUAGUCUAUCGUCCAGUCCGAUCAUAUUUUAUUCAUCUGCUUAAAAAACUAUAACUUCAGUUUAUGUUCAGGCUAGUUAGGUUGCCAUUAUUAAUAGAUUAUUACGUUUAGUUCAGUGUUUCCUAUUUAUUAUUUAAUGUUGUUCUGUUAAGUUAUUUGAUCUUGUAAAUAAACAUAAAGAUUUUUUUAAA
This is a messenger RNA of Mytilus californianus (California mussel), 1623 nucleotides long. RefSeq lists its product as uncharacterized. NCBI's taxonomy places the organism in Eukaryota, Metazoa, Mollusca, Bivalvia, Mytilida, Mytilidae. Bases 124 to 1059 code for a protein of 311 amino acids. The transcript has 7 exons. The record is from RefSeq and is a predicted model, not a curated record.